Messenger RNA from Gossypium raimondii (Peruvian cotton), 1982 nucleotides. Its product is annotated as transcription factor MYBC1. The record is from RefSeq and is a predicted model, not a curated record. Gene Ontology annotation, molecular function: DNA-binding transcription factor activity; DNA binding. The transcript has 2 exons. The coding region runs from base 261 to 1199 and encodes 312 amino acids. Gene Ontology annotation, biological process: regulation of DNA-templated transcription. Gene Ontology annotation, cellular component: nucleus. Lineage: Eukaryota; Viridiplantae; Streptophyta; Magnoliopsida; Malvales; Malvaceae.
AAUAAAAAAGGAAAGGAAUUUUAAGAAAAGCAUGAGAAACUGUAGGCAUUGAUAAAAGCUGAAAAGAAAGAAAACAAAGAUCCACCUCGAACCUCCCUCCACUCUCUGUCUUUCGCUCUCAACCCUCGACCAAACCCCAAUCUUCUUCUUCUUCCUUUGCUUGGCUACCGAGCAGAAUUAGGAGGUUUUGAUUUGUUGGUCUGAGUUUGGGUUUGGGUUAAUUACUACAAUUGUUUUCAAAUUAUAAUUUGUGAAUAAUUAUGAGGGAAGAGGAUUCGAAUUGGUUCUCUAGAUGGGAGGAAGAGCUGCCAUCUCCGGAUGAGCUUAUGCCUCUUUCCCAAUCCCUAAUUACUCCUGAUCUUGCUAUGGCCUUCGACAUUCGUAACCCCAAUCAUCACCAUGCUCAACAGCAACAGUCCUCAGUACAGCCUGCUCCUCCUCCACCUUCCGCCGCUGUUCAGCCUUCUUCUCAACCUACCUUAGCUGAAUUCGCCGCUGAUUCUGGGGACUUGGGAUCCGGGGCUGCUGGGGAUGAGCCGGCACGGACUCUCAAGCGGCCUCGUCUCGUGUGGACCCCACAGCUUCACAAGAGAUUCGUUGAUGCCGUGGCUCAUUUGGGGAUCAAGAACGCUGUCCCCAAGACUAUAAUGCAGUUGAUGAGUGUUGAUGGUUUGACAAGAGAGAACGUUGCUAGUCAUUUGCAGAAGUAUCGCCUUUAUUUGAAGAGAAUGCAAGGUUUAUCUGGUGGUAGUGGAGGUGGUGCCAAUGGUGGAUCUGGGGGUGCCGGAUUAGGUGCCUCGGCUGAUCCAGCCACAGACCAUUUGUUUGCAAGCUCACCUGUUCCACCACACUUUCUUCAUCCAGGUAGGGGUAAUUCAGAGCAUUUCUUACCAUUCGUGCCAGUGCCAGCACUGCAGCAUCACCAUCAUCACCAGCAACAGCAGAUAGUGGCAGCUGCAGUAGGACAUCCGCAUUUGCAGUCUCAGUAUCAUAGGCCACAAAUGGGGCAUUAUGGGUCAUCUCCAAAUAGCCAAUUCGAGCAUCCCUUCUUAGGCAGGCAGACGCAGCAACCAAUGCAUAGGAUCGGAGGGACACCCAUGCAUAAUCAAGCUCCCAGUAGUUAUGUUGAAGAUUUGGAAUCAGCCAAUGGGAAUGGUGGAAGGAAGGUUCUUACAUUGUUUCCUACUGGGGAUGAUUGAUUCAAAACUUUGGUAAUCAUUGACACCCCAUUUUCAUCAUUCAACAUUUCUGCUCUAUUUUAAUUAGCCCUUUUCUUCAAGUUUCAUCAUGUAGAGUCUUGGCUAGUAGUUAUUUCUCUUUCUGGCUUUUUUAAGUGAUCCUGAGGGGGUGCUGGUAAUUGGAAAUGAAAUUCAAUUUUCUGAGUUUCAUCUUGAGCUUGUAGGUAGUUUACUUAGUCUGUUUCUUUUACUACACUCUGUUGAGUCACUGUUGCAGUGUCAGUUCUUUUAUAAUUGUCAGUUUUGCAGACUUCACGGCUGCAAUUAAGUUGCCAGUGGCAUUCUGUGUCCUCAGUCAGCUUCUGGUGAUGGAUAUUAAUCGUGAUGUUUCUCUAAGUGAGAAUAUGUUCUUAGGCUUAUCAUGCUUGCAAUUACAUCAGUGUGCUGGUAUCAAGUUAAUCUGGUUUUCUUUGUGGCAAUGGUUUCUGGGAAUUAUCUCAGUUUACUUAAAUUUUAGAGACUGCAUGCUUGGGAGGUCAUUCAGCCAAUAAGGUGGUUUUUGAGGCUACAUGACUAAAUUUUGAGCUUGAGGUGGGGAAAAGAAGACAUAAUGUUGACAAUCUUAGUUGGUGGUUCUGUUUGUUACAUUUGGUAUUGAGGUUCUCGAGCUUCCUAUAUUCUCUUCUGUGUUAAUCAUUUCUUCUUCUUAUUUCAGUGUUAUGUAGAGGUAAGUUGUACUUGUUGUACAUUGUAUGACUCCAUAGAAGACUUUGGACCUAUGAUAUGAAGGGCAACUUUCAGAUA